UGUAGAAUUAGCGUGAUUUAAUAAAAUGACGAUUCUUUUCAGUUUCUUGAUUUCAAUCAACGCUGUUUUCACCUUUGGACUUUUAAGCCCCAGUUCAACAUCCACCACACAAUAUGCAUCUAAUUCUCCCGAGAAAAAUGUUCAUAGUGAUGCAGCAUUAUUACAUCAGAUCCUUACUCAAGAAACCACACUGAGGAUGGAACUAGAAAGGAAUGUCCGGGAUUUAACAAAGCAAUUUGAACAAAUGAAAAAGGACCAAACUGCAGCUGAAACGGAAAUAAGUAUUCUGAAGCAAGCCAAAAUUGACCAGGACGCAUUGAAUCAACAACUACUUAAGAACAUAACAAAACUCACCAAAGAAAAUGACAACCUAAAGGAAGCGAUAAUGUAUCAUCAACAACAUGUGAACGUUUCUUUAAAUAGUAUUCCAAUCCCAGGCCAGACUGUAUGUCAGUGUGAUUUUGCAAACAUAACAAAAGAGAUUCAGAAUUUUAAGAGGGAGGUUAGGUACAUUUCUCUCUCAAUUCUAGACCUUGAGAGAGAAACAGAAUCUAUGAAUUCAAGUAUUUUACAAACUUUUAACACCAGUGCAAAUCUCAUCAAUCAAGAAUUAUUGCAAAUAAACGUAGGCAUUCAAAAUUUCUCGACAGAAUAUGAACAGGAUAAGCAUCAACAGGCGUACAUUAAUGCAGAUUUGAAAGAUCAGCAAAUAAAUGUUUCGAAUACAUUAAAAGACCAUAUUGACAGCGAAGUACUAAAUUUGAGGAAAAAAAUACUUUGGGUUAGAGAACAAAAACAAUAAAUUAACAUCAUCUAUUAAAGACAUUGAAUCUUUCCUCUCAAAGGUGGACGUCUUCAUGAACGGUACAUCUGAUACUGUAGCAUUUAGUGCUACAAUAACGUCAUAUAUCACCCCUUCUAAUGGUCAGACACUAGUCUUUCUUCACGUUCUUUGUAAUGUCGGCGGUGGAUAUAACAAUAAAAACGGUAUCUUCACAGCACCUGUUGAUGGAACUUACGUGUUCUUUGUCAGACUCACACAGGAAAUGAACAAUCAAGAUAUUUUUUUUAGUAUUCAAUUAAAUGGAGUUGAGAUGGCUAAACACCUUUUAUAUGGAAGACGUGACCACGCCUAUAGAAUUUCUACUAACUCCAUAGCGUUAAAGCUGAACAAAAAUGAUAGAGUAUGGGUAAAAAUCAUUCAAGGAGGAACUAUGUUUAGCAGCAGUGACUCAACAGGUGCUGAUCAAUCGUUUACUGGAUAUAAAAUUUGAUCUUAUUGUAAUAUGCAUUUCGAAAAUAAAAGAACAACAAAGAAAUGUGUAACAUAUUGUAGUUUAUAUUAACAAAAUAUAUUUUUAAAAGAAUGAAGCUUAUUUUAACUUAUAUUGUGCAA
Molecule: messenger RNA, 1396 nt
Organism: Saccostrea cuccullata (small rock oyster)
Lineage: Eukaryota; Metazoa; Mollusca; Bivalvia; Ostreida; Ostreidae
Exons: 3
Coding region: 26-802 (258 amino acids)
Source: RefSeq, a predicted model, not a curated record